AGAGCUACCUCCUGGGAUUCCAAGCUCAGUAGUGUUCUGUGUGAAUGAGGAGUGGAUACUGAACGCAACACUACACCAUAGCUCUAUGACAGGAUUGGACACAGAGAACACCCCUACACCACAGCUCCAUCUACAGAAUAUGACAGCCAGCGACUUCCAGCUGAACUCUGAUUCACAGAGGUCGACGCCUCCCUCAAGAUGCAGGGGCCCCUUCAACAGCAUCAAGUUAUUUGUGCUGUGCCAUGGCAUGCUCCAGCUGGCCCAGCUGUUGGUGUCUGGAUAUCUGAAGAGCUCCAUCUCCACCAUAGAGAGACGCUAUGGCUUCUCCAGCCAGAAGUCUGGCAUCUUGGCAUCCUUCAAUGAGGUGGGGAACAUAGUCCUGAUAGUGUUUGUUAGUUUCUUUGGUAGCCGUGUCCACAGACCACGGUUCAUUGGUGGAGGGGCACUGUUGGUCAGUCUGGCUGCUCUGAUAAUGGCCAUGUCUCAUUUCAUCAGUGGCCCCUACAAGUACACAGACCACAUCAGCGAAUCCAAGGAUGACGACUCUGGCCUCUGCCAAUUUGAGAGCUCUUUCCAAUCACCCUUGUCCAAUCAUAGCUGCACUCAGCAGGAGAGUCACUCCCAGCAGGGAGUAUUUCCACUCCUGCUCCUAGGACAGCUACUCCUGGGAAUCGGCGGUGUUCCCAUUCAACCCUUCGGAAUCUCCUACAUUGAUGACUAUGCCAGCAAGAGGAACUCUCCUCUCUACCUCGGCAUCCUCCUGGCUGUCACGUCUAUUGGUCCUGCUUUUGGCUUUAUGAUGGGCUCCUUCAUGUUGCGCUUUUAUGUCGACAUCGACAAGAUGUCCAAAGAUCAGAUAGGUCUGGAGCGAAGAGACCCUCGCUGGGUGGGAGCCUGGUGGCUAGGCUUCUUGGUGGCAGCCUCCUUCCUCUUCCUCACCUCCCUGCCCUACCUCUUCUUCCCCCGGCAGAUGCCCAAAGAGGAAACUGGAAGCGAUGCCACAGAGCUCAGAGAGGAAGAGGAAAAGAAACCACUGCCAGACCCGGUCCUGGAACUCACCCUCACACAGUUUCUCAAAAGUUUCCCCCGUAUCGCCCUGCGGACGCUGCGGAACCCCAUCUACCUGUUGGUGGUGCUGGCACAGGUCCACCUGGCAGCGAUGGUAGCCGGCCUCGCCACCUUUAUGGCCAAGUUCAUAGAGCGCCAGUUCACCCAGACUGCCUCCUUCUCCAACAUGAUGAUCGGUGGGGUGAGCAUCCCUCUAGCAGUGCUGGGCAUCGUGCUAGGUGGGGCUCUGAUGAGGAGGCUGAGUAUUUCUACUAGAGGCUCCGCCCUCAUGUGCACGGCAGCCAUCUUGAUGUGUAUGCUCACCGCUCUGCCUCUACUCCUCCUCGGCUGCUCCACACAGAGUGUCACUGGCGUCUACCCCACCACACAGAAUGGUUCCUUGGGGUGUAGCGCUGGGUGCUCCUGUCCGACCGAGACUUUUAACCCAGUGUGUGGCUCAGACGGGGUGGAGUUCAUAUCACCCUGUCAUGCAGGUUGCAUGACCAAAGUAAAGGACAACAACACCAUCAAAGUCCUGAACUACACAAACUGUGGCUGUAUCAACGGGUCCCAUGCAUUGCCGGGGACAUGCGGUAGCAACUGUGAACACCUCCUCUUGCCCUUUAUGGUUCUCUCUGCCCUCACCUGCUUCAUCGCAUCCUUCUCACAGACGCCAUCAUACAUGAUGAUACUGAGGACAGUGAGAACAGAGGAUAAGUCUUUUGCUGUGGGAGUUCAGUACAUGCUCUUCAGAAUGCUGGCAUUCCUGCCAGCCCCAGUCCUGUAUGGCAUUGCCAUAGACACCACCUGUAUCCUCUGGGGGAAGAAGUGUGGGAGGAACACAUCAUGUCACUACUACAACAUGGACCUCUUCAGACAGAGGUUCCUGGGACUGCAGGUGUUGUUUGUUUGCGGAGCGUUCAUCUGCUUCCUGCUCUCUCUCCUCAUCCUGAGACAUAGGGCAGGACAACAAGGCCAGCAGGCGGAACAGAGAUACACUGUGGUGAACGGAGUAAAGAGUCCCGACAACAACACCGCCUCCAAAGAACUGCAGAGGAUGCCAGCAUGAGAGAGGACUGAGAAAGAUAAUUGAACUGAAUUACAAGCUGGGUAGACAGAGAAGAAAAAUGUAUCCAUCUAAUUCUCUAGAGAAUCAUGAUGAAGGCUACAGAGAUGAGAAGCGCUCCGUGGGCAUCUUUCUCAGGGAGAGUCCAUCUCUUACUUUGUGUCCUCUAUUUUGUCCAUGGGAGGACCUGUUUCUCUCUCUCCUCCCGUUGGCCAAUGAGGAGUGUUUAAAUAUCUCUACACUAUUACUGCUCCCAAAUUGCCAGUGCUGUAUCUGAGCCAUGGUAACAUAGCGUGUCAUUCCCUGGAACCAGUCUGAGGGCUCCCCUUUCCACUGAUACAUGGUCAAAUAUUUUUCCAUCUCUCUUAUGCUUAAGGGUAGGACAAGGGGAGGGUAACCUGUAAACUGAUCCUAGAUCUCUAGACAUUUUUUUAUAGUAGAAUUUUAUUGUCAUAUCCACCGAUUAGGUGCAGUGAAAUGUGUUGUUUUACAGGGUCAGCCAUAUUAGUACGCCGUCCCUGGAGCAAAUUCAGGUGCCUUUCUAAAGGGCACAUUGACAGAAUUUUCACCUUGUCGACUCGAGCCACCAGACCAAAGCGAUCAGACCAAAGACAGCAUUAGAAAACCAAACUCCCACUAAGCCAAUACUCUUCAGGUGUUGGUUGUUUUUAGAAAACAUGUAUAUACCCUAAAUUUUGCUUUGUUUUUUAAAAUGUUUUUUGGGCCUUUGUAAACAAUAUAAAAUGGUGAAUUUAUACUUUCAAAGAAAAGGAUCAUUAUAGAUUCAGUAAGCAAGCGCCUUACAUUUAUACAACUCUAAUAAGAUAUAAUGCUUUGAAUCUUAUCAUGUGAAACAAUGUAAAUGUUUUUACGUACAGUUUACAGUAUUCUUACAAUUCUUGUCAGUGGGAUUUUUAUUUGAUGGACAUUUAUGCACAAUGCAUCUGUUUCUCUGUUGCUCUUGUCAUGUAAUGAGUUAUGGUAGGUAAGCAUAGAUGUGGUAACGCAGAUGUUCCAUUAACCAGAUUGAAGCACAUUCAACAAGUCUGAUCUAACAAAGUGGAUAUUGGUCAAAUUUGUCAUGAUUUUGGUGUUGUAACAGACCCACAAUGUGGUUACUUAUGUCCGAUUUUGAUAUAUUUGGCUGUUUUCGUUGCAAAUCUUUUCAGGUUUAGAUGAAGUGACUGCUAAAUGCUAACUGCUAUUUGUAUAAGCUGGUUAGCAUACAGAAAUCGUUGAUGGUAGUCAAAGUCGUUUACAACUGUAAUGCAUUUUAUUGGUGCCAAUGAAGAUAUGAACAUGUGUUGGGGUUGACAUCCAUACCAGCAUUAUACUCUGAUUUUGACCUCAACAGUGUGAAAUACACAUAUAAACAAUAGCCUAAAUGUAGGAUCAUUUUGCUGUGGGGCAAAGAGGAGACUCGAGAUCUUCCCCCGCGCGUUUCCAUGGUAAUUACAUUGUUUUGGUUGAGGUCAAUUGACCUCAUUAUCACGUCUAUUGUGAGUUUAAAGUUCCUUUCCAAACAGGGAAGAAAUCAUGCAUGUUAUAAACUACUGUGAACCCUUGUGACAUGGAAGAGGGUAUUGUUCUUUCAGAGAGGAGUUAGAGGAGGGAGUUAAAGGUGGAGGGAGGAUGUUGUGAUAACUGAACCAUGAUUUUCUAACUGCCAUCAUGAGUGAUGACACACCAGCUUAAUAAACUCUAUCAGCAGACA
Molecule: messenger RNA, 3827 nt
Organism: Oncorhynchus gorbuscha (pink salmon)
Lineage: Eukaryota; Metazoa; Chordata; Actinopteri; Salmoniformes; Salmonidae
Product: solute carrier organic anion transporter family member 2B1-like
Exons: 15
Coding region: 86-2116 (676 amino acids)
Biological process (GO): sodium-independent organic anion transport; transmembrane transport; bile acid and bile salt transport
Cellular component (GO): membrane
Molecular function (GO): protein binding; bile acid transmembrane transporter activity
Source: RefSeq, a predicted model, not a curated record